UCAUCCCAUAAUGCACGGCGCACUCCCGCAAGACCGGCGUUUCGGCGCAUGCGCUUUGCUACGGGUCCGGCCGGUCGCUGAGACUCCAGGAUGGCGGCCGUGGUGUUGAGCGAUGCGGAGCGGGUCUAUGUGAUGUACGGUGUGCAGGAUGAUCUGCGAAUUGAUGGACGUGGCUGUGAAGAUUACAGGCACAUAGAAGUAGAAACAGAUGUGGUGUCGAACACAAGUGGGUCUGCUAGAAUGAAAAUUGGUCACACAGAUAUUCUUGUUGGCAUUAAAGCAGAAAUGGGCAUGCCCAAACUGGAGAGGCCAAAUGAAGGAUUCUUGGAAUUUUUUGUAGACUGUUCUGCCAAUGCAACUCCGAAAUUUGAAGGUCGUGGUGGGGAGGAUCUUGGCACAGAUAUUGCCAACACUCUGUACCGAGUGUUUGACAACGGCAGCAGUCUGGAUUUGAAGGCACUGUGCAUCACUCCCAGACAGCACUGCUGGAUCCUUUACGUAGAUGUCUUGCUAUUAGAGUGUGGUGGAAAUCUUUUUGAUGCAAUUUCCAUUGCAGUUAAAGCAGCACUUCAUAAUACAAGAAUUCCAAAGGUCAAAGUGCUGGAGAAUGAUGAAGGUUCUAAGGAAAUUGAGCUGUUGGAUGAUCCAUAUGAUUGUAUUCGCCUUAAUGUGGAAAAUGUGCCUUGUAUCAUCACUUUAAGCAAAAUUGGUCACAGGCAUGUGGUAGAUGCCACAUCACAGGAGGAAACUUGCUGUAUGGCUAGCUUGUUGGUGUCUGUCACCAACAAAGGAACCCUCACCUGCUUCAGGAAAAUCGGAGGAGGCAGCUUGGAUCCAGCAAGUGUGUUUGAAAUGAUAGAGACUGGAAAGCGAGUUGGAAAAGCUUUGCAUAAAUCAUUAAUGACUACUUUGGCAAAAGAAGAAAGUUUGGGAAAGAAGCGACAGAAAGUUGGUUUUCUUGGUUAACCUUUUCCUAUGUAAAUACUUCUAAAUAAAAGUGGUUUAUAAACGUU
Messenger RNA from Hypanus sabinus (Atlantic stingray), 1013 nucleotides. It is a transcript of the gene exosc7, whose product is annotated as exosome component 7. The record is from RefSeq and is a predicted model, not a curated record. The transcript has 8 exons. Gene Ontology annotation, biological process: U4 snRNA 3'-end processing; nuclear mRNA surveillance; nuclear polyadenylation-dependent mRNA catabolic process. The coding region runs from base 91 to 966 and encodes 291 amino acids. Gene Ontology annotation, cellular component: cytoplasmic exosome (RNase complex); nuclear exosome (RNase complex). Lineage: Eukaryota; Metazoa; Chordata; Chondrichthyes; Myliobatiformes; Dasyatidae.